AUGUCCGGCAAUUACGGCAGCUAUCAGACCGAAAUCUACGGCAAGGGUGCCCUAAUGGGCAUCUUGCCCAGCGUAACCACCGACCCUCGCCUACUGGAAGAACAAGCGCAAAAGGCCCUAGGAGUGCGCGCGUUCAAUUAUAUGCAUGAACAAGACGUUUCAAUUGAACUGUUCGGCCAGAAAUACGAUACUCCCCUGAUCAUGGCACCAGUGGGUGUACAAGGUAUCUUCCAUGAAGACAAGGAGACUGGUUUAGCCAGUGCGUGCGCAGAAGUAGGUGUGCCUUAUACGAUGAGCACAGCGAGCACGAGCACAAUUGAAGAAGUGGCGACCGCAAGUAAUGACGGGAAAAGAUGGUAUCAGCUCUAUUGGCCGAAAGACAAUAAUGUGACACUGUCCCUGCUGAAGCGCGCCAAGGAGAAUGGGUUCUCGGUGCUGGUUGUUACGCUUGAUACUUGGUCCCUGGCGUGGCGGCCUGCUGAUCUUGAUAAUGCCUACGUACCUUUUAUCAAGGGGGUGGGGAACCAAGUCGGGUUUAGUGAUCCGGCAUUCCGGGCCAAAUUCGAGAAAGAGUCUGGAUGUCCGGUUGAGGAGGAUAUCAUUGGUGCUUCGCGGGCGUGGCUCGGUGAUGUGUUUGCUGGGAGUCCGCAUGAGUGGGAAGAUUUAGCUUUCCUGAGGGCAAAUUGGGAAGGCCCGAUUGUGUUGAAGGGAAUCCAACAUGUGGAGGAUGCGAAGAGAGCUUUGCAGUCCGGCUGUGAUGGGAUUGUGGUUUCAAAUCAUGGUGGCCGCCAAGUUGACGGGGCCAUUGGAUCUUUGGAUGUUUUGCCGGAGAUAGUCGAUGCAGUUGGCGAUCGAAUGACGGUACUUUUUGACUCGGGCAUUCGGACGGGAUCGGAUGUUAUCAAGGCGCUGUGUUUGGGAGCCAAGGCGGUUCUGGUUGGUCGACCGGUGAUUUAUGGCCUCAGUAUUCAGGGCCGAGACGGGGCCAAGCAGGUCCUCCAGGGUCUUUUGGCCGAUCUCUGGCAGAACAUGGGCUUAUCAGGCAUUCGCAACGUGGGCGAAUGCGACCGCAGUCAGAUUCGUAGAGUUCAGUAUGGAGGAGAUGUGAAGGCGAUGAUGUAA
This is a messenger RNA of Penicillium nucicola, 1122 nucleotides long. Its product is annotated as lactate 2-monooxygenase. Lineage: Eukaryota; Fungi; Ascomycota; Eurotiomycetes; Eurotiales; Aspergillaceae. Bases 1 to 1122 code for a protein of 373 amino acids. The record is from RefSeq and is a predicted model, not a curated record. Gene Ontology annotation, molecular function: FMN binding; oxidoreductase activity. The transcript is spliced from 3 exons.